Plodia interpunctella (Indianmeal moth) is the source of this 2797-nucleotide messenger RNA. RefSeq lists its product as uncharacterized. Bases 91 to 1959 code for a protein of 622 amino acids. The transcript has 13 exons. Lineage: Eukaryota; Metazoa; Arthropoda; Insecta; Lepidoptera; Pyralidae. Gene Ontology annotation, molecular function: transketolase activity; thiamine pyrophosphate binding. The record is from RefSeq and is a predicted model, not a curated record.
AUUAAUCACAUAUAAACGCGGCGUGUGAGUGACCGGUCGUUAGCGUGAUUGCGAAACUUUUCUAAUAAAAUAAGUGCAACAAACAACAAAAUGAAAGGAGACAAGAACGUUGAUAUCCAAGCCCUCAAAGACAUCGCCAACAAGCUAAGAAUUGAUAGUAUUGUUGCUACAAACGCUUCAAAAUCUGGUCACCCCACGUCAUGCGCGUCAAUGGCCGAGAUCAUGUCGGUGCUGUUCUUCCACACCAUGCGCUACAAAGUCUCUGCGCCCAGGGACGCCUCCGCAGACAGGUUCAUUCUGUCCAAGGGUCAUGCCGCCCCCAUCCUAUACGCGGCGUGGGCUGAGGCCGGCCUCUUCCCCCUGGACGACUUGAAGAACCUGCGCAAGCUGGACUCUGACCUCGAAGGUCACCCGACCCCCAGACUCAACUUCGUGGACGUGGGCACCGGCUCGCUGGGCCAGGGCCUGGCCGUCGCUGCCGGUAUGGCCUAUGUUGGCAAAUACUUCGACCAGGCUCCUUACAGGGUGUACUGCUUAGUCGGGGACGGUGAAGCCGCGGAGGGUAGCAUCUGGGAGUCCCUGCACUUCGCAAGCCACUACAAGCUAGACAACCUGGUGGUCAUCUUCGACGUCAACCGUCUGGGGCAGUCCGAGCCCACUUCUCUGCAGCACCAGUUGAACGUAUACGACGCCCGACUAAAAUCCUUCGGUCUCCACUCGCUCGUGGUCGACGGCCAUGACGUCACAGAGCUGGUGAAGGCAUUCGACGAGGCCGCCGGCACCGCGGGCAAGCCCACGGCCAUUGUGGCCAAGACCUUCAAGGGCAAGGGAUUCCCCGGCAUUGAGGACUUGGAGAACUGGCAUGGAAAGGCCUUGGGACCUGAUGGGGAGAAGAUCAUCAAGCACCUGCAAAGCCAAAUCAAGAACGCCACCGUAUCGCUGAAACCCAAGCCGCCGCUGAGCGAGGCGCCGCACGUGCACCUGCGCGACGUGACGCUGUCGUCGCCGCCCGCGUACGCGCGCGGGCAGCUCGUGGCCACGCGCCUCGCCUACGGCACAGCUUUGAAGAAAAUCGCUGAUACCAACAUGCGUGUGAUCGCCCUCGACGGAGACACCAAGAAUUCAACCUUCAGUGACAAAUUGCGCAACGCUUACCCGGAUAGAUACAUCGAAUGCUUCAUCGCGGAACAGAAUUUGGUGGGAGUGGCCACCGGCGCCGCCUGCCGCGACCGCGCCGUGGUGUUCGCGUCCACCUUCGCCGCCUUCUUCACCAGGACCUUCGAUCAGAUCCGCAUGGGCGCCAUCAGUCAAUCGAACAUAAACCUGGCAGGGUCGCACUGCGGGGUCAGCAUCGGCGAAGAUGGACCUUCCCAGAUGGGACUCGAAGAUCUGGCGCUGUUCAGAGCUGUGCCCACCGCCACUGUCUUCUAUCCCUCUGACGCAGUGUCGACAGAACGCGCGGUGGAGCUGGCGGCCAACACGAAGGGCAUCUGCUAUCUGCGGACCUCGAGACCAAACACCGCCAUACUGUACCCUAAUGAUGAGGUCUUCAAGGUGGGUCAAGCUAAGAUCGUGCGCGAAUCGCCCAAAGACAAAGUGUUGUUGAUCGGCGCCGGCAUCACGCUGCACGAGGCUCUAGCCGCUGCUGACACACUCAAAGCCGAAGGUGUGGAGGCCCGAGUGCUGGACCCAUUCACCAUCAAGCCGCUGGACGAGGCGGCCGUAGUCAGGCACGCGCGCGCGGCGCACGGCCGCGUUGUGGUCGUCGAGGACCACUACCAGGCUGGUGGAGUCGGUGAGGCAGUCCUGUCAGCGCUGGCGCUGGAGCGCGACGUGAUCGUGAAGCACAUAUUCGUGCGCGAGGUGCCGCGCUCGGGCGCGCCCAGCGCGCUGCUGGACAGGUACGGGCUGUCCGCGCCGCACGUGGCCGCGGCGGCGCGCGCCAUCCUCAAGGCGUAAGGGACCACCGCGUGCUGUUCUUGUACUAAAUUGUUCUGCAUUUAUCCGCUAGAUGGCGACACCUUGAUGUUCAAGUGGUUAGGCUAGAAUGAUUGGGCCCAUUUGUAAUGUGAUUUUGUACACAGAUUUCUCGUAAUGUCUCGCUUAGAUUGUGAAAUUUACCUAUGUAAUUGAAUUACAAUUAGGUGCUGUGAUAAAAGUUUGAUAAUAUAUCAUUGUGGAAAUUCGUUUACGUUAAAUUUUACAUUCCAAGUUUAGAAUGAAUAAAGGAAUGAUUACAAGAACAGCGACGUCAAUUUUGAAACCAUAGACAAUGUACGAAUCCAUAUUUAUGGUUAUGAUAAGUCUAUGGUCCGUAGUUCCUAAGCAUCGUUUUUGUCGAUAGAGAUAUCGAUGUCGUUUGUUAUGCAUUUACACAAAUGAAGAUCUAUCUUUUUAUAUAUAUCUAUAAGUGCCUUUACAUAGUAUGCUGAACAAGGUAUAUAGACUGUUGGUUUUUGGAUGGAUUUUUGAAGGGUUAGCUCGUAAGGACAUAGUGUUAAAAUCCAAUAUGUUGGUAUAUUUUAAGAUUUUAUUCAUGCCAGCUUAUAUUUGAUGGGGCCAAGGCUAUGUUUUAAUUGUUUAUUUAAAAAUUAUGCACAAAUGAUUAAAAAAAUAGUUUUUUUUUUCCAUGUUUUUCUAAUAUGUGGGCUUCCUUUCUCAUUGUUAUAAAUAAUAGACUUAACAUAUUUUGGUUAAUGUUUAAUUGGGACGUUUUACAUUCCUGUUGAUUGCAUUUUCAUAUAUUUUUCAUCACAGAAUAAAUCGAUUUCUGUAAUAAACUUUUUGAUUAUAAAAA